Molecule: messenger RNA, 1686 nt
Organism: Rattus rattus (black rat)
Lineage: Eukaryota; Metazoa; Chordata; Mammalia; Rodentia; Muridae
Product: pyrethroid hydrolase Ces2e-like
Exons: 12
Coding region: 1-1686 (561 amino acids)
Cellular component (GO): intracellular membrane-bounded organelle
Molecular function (GO): carboxylic ester hydrolase activity
Source: RefSeq, a predicted model, not a curated record
AUGCCGCUGCACAGACUCCCUGGAUGCCUGGAUGCUGUGGCCUGUGGGCUCCUGAUUCUCCUCCUCCAUGUGAAGGGUCAUGACUCAUCUGAGGCCAACCCCAUCAGAAACACACAUACAGGCCAGGUCCAAGGCAAGCUCGUCCACUUGAAAGGCACCAAAUCUGGUGUUCACAGCUUCCUGGGAAUUCCCUUUGCCAAGCCACCCGUAGGACCACUGCGCUUUGCACCUCCUGAGGCUCCUGAGCCAUGGAGUGGUGUGAGAGAUGGAACCUCAGAGCCGGCCAGGUGUCUACAAAAUGAUGAUAUAGUGAAUUUAGAGGGUCUGAAGAGGAUAAAGAUGAUCAUGCCUCACUUCUCUAUGUCUGAGGACUGCCUGUAUCUCAACAUCUACGUACCAGCUCAUGCCAAUGAGAGUUCUAACUUACCUGUGAUGGUAUGGCUCCACGGUGGUGCACUGGUUAUGGGCAUGGCUUCCAUGUAUGAUGGAUCCAGGCUGGCAGCCACCGAGGAUGUGGUGGUGGUUGCUACCCAGUACCGCCUGGGAAUCCUGGGCUUUUACAGUACCGGAGAUGAGUACGCCAGAGGCAACUGGGGAUUCUUAGACCAAACGGCUUCCCUACGCUGGGUCCAGCAGAACAUUGCCAACUUUGGAGGCAACCCUGACUCUGUCACACUUUUUGGCCAGUCAGCAGGUGGCACAAGUGUGUCUUUCCAUGUUGUGUCCCCCAUGUCCCAAGGACUCUUCCAUCGAGCCAUCAUGGAAAGUGGGGUGGCUCUGCAGCCUCUCUUUAUAUCUAACUCCUCUGAGACAGUCUUCACAACGGUGGCAAAUCUAUCUGAUUGUGAAACUUCAAACUCAGAAGCUCUGGUGCACUGCCUUCGAGGCAAGAGUGAAGCAGAAAUUCUGGCUAUUAACAAGGCCUUCAGGAUUAUGCCUGUUGUAGUGGAUGGGAAAUUCCUACCCAGACAUCCCAAGGAGUUGCUGGCCUCUGCUGACUUUCACCCUGUCCCCAGCAUUAUUGGUGUCAACAAUGAUGAGUUUGGCUGGAUUCUCCCUACGGUCUUUGAAUUUUCUCAGACAAUAAAGAAAAUAACCAGAAGGAACUUGCAGGCUAUUCUGAAGAUCACAAUGGCACAGAUGAUGCUGCCUCCUGAGUGUGGUGCCCUGCUAAUUGAAGAGUACAUGGGGGACACUAAGGACCCCCGGACCCUCCAAAUGCAGUACAGAGAGAUGAUAGGAGACUUCACAAUCAUAGUCCCUGCACUCCAAGUAGCACGUUUUCAGCGUUCCCAUGCUCCUGUCUACUUCUAUGAAUUCCAACAUGGAUCUAGAUUUCUCAAGAAUUUCAGGCCACGGCAUGUAAAAGCUGACCAUGGUGAUGAGCUUUUCCUUAUCUUUGGAUCCUUCUUCUGGGGCACCAAAUUUGACCUCACUGAGGAAGAGAAGCUGCUGAGCAAGAUGAUGAUGAAGUACUGGGCCAACUUUGCACGAUAUGGGAACCCCAACAGCAAAGGUCUACCCUACUGGCCAGUGUCAAGCCAGGAUGAUCAGUACCUGCAACUGGAUAUCCACCCUUCUGUGGGCCAUGCCCUGAAGGCCAGAAGGCUGCAGUUCUGGACCAAGAUUCUUCCCCAGAAGAUUCUAGAGCUAAAAGGAGUUCAUGACACAAUCAAAGAUGUAUAG